Messenger RNA from Lucilia sericata (common green bottle fly), 1344 nucleotides. It is a transcript of the gene scw, whose product is annotated as protein screw. Gene Ontology annotation, biological process: BMP signaling pathway; SMAD protein signal transduction. Gene Ontology annotation, molecular function: growth factor activity; cytokine activity. Bases 1 to 1344 code for a protein of 447 amino acids. Gene Ontology annotation, cellular component: extracellular region. The record is from RefSeq and is a predicted model, not a curated record. NCBI's taxonomy places the organism in Eukaryota, Metazoa, Arthropoda, Insecta, Diptera, Calliphoridae. The transcript is spliced from 2 exons.
AUGUUUAUUUUAAAUUUCGUAUUAAUAAUAACGGUGGUCUCAGUUUUUAGCCAAGAAGUAAGUGAUAUUAAAACAGAUUUCCUAUACGAAUCACCGGAACAUAUGCAUAGCCUUCAUACCGAGAUAAAACAACCUAAUGGGUAUGAAUUUGAUAUGGUGGAUCUGUUGGGUUUGGGAGACAAUCAUCAUGAACGUUUGAAGAGACAACCUUCGUUGAAAAAUUCUGCUUCGAAAUUUCUACUGGAAGUGUAUAAUGAUAUUACCGAAAACGAAGCAGAAUUGGAUCAUGUACGAGAACAUUUGACUCAAGGUCGAAGGCAAAGAAGAGCUUUGAGAGAAGAGAAUUUUAUAACGAAAUUCGAUCGCAUGGAAAUUGAAAAGUGUAAUAAUAUUAUAACAUUUUCAAGUAAAAAAAUUUUAAACUCUAAUAGCAAACUUAUAACCGAUAUACCUAUUGCUAGUGAUAUGCAAAUAGGUUUCAAUACAAACGAUGUACCUCGAGAUCUGCAACUUGUUCAUUCAGCCUUAAGAAUCUAUCAACAACCUAGUUUGGGUAAAUAUGUGCAAAAUACCGAUACACAAAAGGCCACCAUUUCUGUAUAUCAAAGAGUUAUGUAUCGCAAAGAAUAUACGGGAGCCUUGAGAAUUCUUAGCUCUAUUAAUACCACGACCACCUACAAAGGUUGGUUGGAGUUUAAUAUGACCCGCAUAUUAAAUCGUUGGCUGCAGCAGAAAUCCUCACAACCAGGGCGCAUUAACGAAUUGCUAGUGGGUGUCACUUUGGAUAUAGAGAAUCCUGCUCAUGAAACUAAAACUGUGGAAAUUUUAGCCAGUGAUUUGGGUUUGGUUAAACCGGAUUACUCGGAGGAAACAAUUGAUCUGCAGCCUUUUAUUAUUGGCUACUUUAAUGGUCCCGAAUUGAUGACUAAAAUCCAGAAAUUACGUUUCAAACGUGAUGUUAUCAAACGUAAACGUAAAGCCGAUUUCUAUAUGCCACCUCCCCCACCCAUUCAGGAAAUCUAUAAAUUGCCCAAAACCUGUGAACGUUUAAAUUUCACCUUGGACUUCAAAGAUUUACACAUGCACAAUUGGGUUAUAGCACCCAAGAAAUUCGAAGCCUAUUUCUGUGGCGGUGAGUGCAAUUUUCCUUUGGGUUCCAAAAUGAAUGCCACCAAUCAUGCCAUAGUGCAAACGUUAAUGCAUUUAAAACAACCCAAUCUACCCAAACCCUGUUGCGUACCCACGGUUUUGGGUUCCAUAUCUAUAUUGCAUUAUCUCAAUGAGGAUAGUGUUAACUUAAGUAAAUACCCUCAAAGUGUGGCCAAGGAAUGUGGUUGUCAUUAG